Molecule: messenger RNA, 1050 nt
Organism: Polistes dominula (European paper wasp)
Lineage: Eukaryota; Metazoa; Arthropoda; Insecta; Hymenoptera; Vespidae
Product: vesicle-associated membrane protein 3
Biological process (GO): vesicle-mediated transport; Golgi ribbon formation
Cellular component (GO): membrane
Source: RefSeq, a predicted model, not a curated record
UAUGGCUGCUUACAUGUUUGGCAAAAAGUCUAACGUGAAAAUUGUGUCUAUUAUUGAAAGUAUUUCAUAAUUAUCUUUAUAUUUGUUAAGUUUUAAUAUACUAUUUAAGAUACAUGGCUACCAUAGGAAAAAGUGAAUUAUCCAGAAAGGACAUCGAAUCUGCAGACAAAGAUGAAAAAGAGACACUCCUGGAACAUGACAGUGAACCCGAUGAGGAUAUGAUAUUUAACCGGCCGAGUACUUCAAAUGGAAAUGGCAGAGUCGAUGGGAAAAUGGAUAGUGUCAAAAUCCAAAUUGAAGAUGUGACAAAUGUGAUGCGGGACAAUGUAAAGAAAGUCAUGGAACGUGGAGAAAAGUUAGAGGAUUUACAAGAUGCGAGUGAUCGAUUGUCCAUGACUAGUAACCAAUUCAGAGAAGCAGCAAAUAAAGCUCAACGAAAGAUGUGGCUGCAGAACUUGAAAUCACGGAUUUUUAUUGUCACCAUUAUCCUGACCAUUAUUUUCUUUAUCUUUGUUGUGGACAUCUUGGCGCUUUUCCUGGUUCUCAGAUAGCAAACGUCCUAUAGAAUGGUAUUUCAUUCCUCAAAUUGAAGUAUCUGUUAUUGUCAAGUAUUGGUGACCUUGAUACCUUGAAGAACGUGCAACCAGUCGAUGUCACAAGCACAGACCUUGUCUUUGUACCUUUCUUUCGUGGAGUAUUAUUACAGCGAUGCUUUCCUAAAAUUUGUCAACCGAUUCACAGUCAAAUUAUUUUCUUACAUUUUAGUUUAUAUUUUAAAUAUUAAUAUUUCUUGUUAAAAUAUUGUGAUUCGUUAAAGUGACAGACCAACUCGAUAAUAUUAAUAUAUAUGAUAAUGAAACUUACUUUAUGCAAUUUUUAACAAAUCCGCAAUUUAUUAGUAAUACAAUAACCAUAUAACAAUUGAACUAAACAAAAGAAUUAUAAUUACUGAUAAAGAAAUACUUUGAAACUUUAUAUAAUGGUAGUUAGAUCAAAUUUUCAAAUUAUUUCAAUUAAUUAAUAUAUUUCUAUGAUAAGUUAAUUUAAUUC